Molecule: messenger RNA, 7976 nt
Organism: Centruroides sculpturatus (bark scorpion)
Lineage: Eukaryota; Metazoa; Arthropoda; Arachnida; Scorpiones; Buthidae
Product: glutamate synthase 2 [NADH], chloroplastic-like
Exons: 45
Coding region: 1619-7912 (2097 amino acids)
Molecular function (GO): glutamate synthase (NADH) activity; flavin adenine dinucleotide binding; FMN binding
Source: RefSeq, a predicted model, not a curated record
AACGGUUUUAUAGAAGGGGGAGACGAUUCGUUAGAGGUUGAGAAACACUGGUUUAGAUGGUCGACUACUGGAAGCGGUCGGCAAUAGAAGCCCAACCUAAUUUUUUUUUUUUUUUUUUGCUAAAAUAACAAUUAAAGGAAUUAAGAAUCUCAAGAAAUUCAAUUUAAGUUUCUCCGUAAUCUGUUGACACUUUGAAUGCCAUUUUAAAAUUUUAAUCAAGCUCAUCGUGGGUUCGACCACGUGGUUCUGGCUCGAGCAGGUUGGGAGGGAAUGAUUCAGUCUGUCUCCAUAUAAGUAUAAGGGACAGAAUGUCCAUGAAAAAUUUCCUGUCGUCGCCGAGUAUUCAGUUUUGAUUUGGUUGAUUUGUAGUCAUUUUUUCCAUUGUACGUCUUAUUUUGACGAUGAGCUGUUUGAUCUCUUCGAAUCCUGUUGUGUUGAUAUUUUUUCCUCUUCCUCCGAAGUAUUGUUUGAUUCGAGAUUGGAAGAAGAAAGCUCUUCUUGCAGAGUGUAUUAAUAUUAACUAUAGCGGUUGUUUUAAUGUCUCAUGUAAGGUAAAACAUUUUAUAAAGCUCAGUAUUAAAAUUUCAUUCCUUGUUUAACAGUUUUUGCAUAUAUUCGUGGAAUUUUAAUUUAAAAUUAAAUUAAUUAUUACAAAUAGAUCUAUAUACUGCAAAAUUAUUCCUAAUUUUCAGUUUUUUUCAUGUUAAAUUUGAAAUCAUUUAUAUUAUUAAUUAACUUGGUACUUAAAUUAAAUUUAAUAUUCUUUAUAGUGAUUUGAAUAUUCUUUCAAAUGGGUAUCUGAAGUAUGAUCUCUAGGGAAUAAAUUUCAGCAUUAGUAUGAAGUUGACAACACCUCUUGCUAUGAUCUGGCCAUGAGCUGUAAAGGCUAUGCACUUUCUCUUGGAUAUGCUUUUGUGGCAUACUUUUAUGACACUCCUCAAUUGAGUUUUAAAGUCAAACUGAGCUGCUAGUCAAAUGCAUACUUGCCAACCAUCAGCAUUUUGUAUGCUGAUGGUUGGCAAGUAUGCAUUUGACUAGCAGUGUCAGUGGACAGGCUGCUUUAUCCUUUUGUCAAUGUUUUUAAAGAAUUUGAUAUUUUCACGUAAACACUUCAUUUAACGAGUCUAACACCGAUAUAUGGUAUAUGCCGACAAUAUUGUAUGCAUUUUAUUACAAACGACCGAACGACCUUCUCGGAUUCAUUCAAUUGGGAAAGAACCAAGAUUAAUAUUUUUAUUUACAGUAAUUGUAUGUUGGUGUAGGUAUAAGAAUUUUAGCUCAAAUAUGAUAAUUUUAAAUGGCAGAUAUGAUAAAUUGCAUUUUCAAGUCUGGCAAUGUUAGUUCCCUUAUGUUGGCAGUUAAAUCAAUUAUGACUCAUCAUCAGAAGGAAAUGAGUUACUUUUACAAUUAGACUAAAUUAUUGAGCAGUGCUACAGUUUCUUUGCCCAAAAAGAAGAAACAUCUGAUUCGUCACUUAAGAAUAUACAGACCGUAUGAUAUGAACUUUCUCAAGAAAAGAAACCAGAUAGCUCUCUGAGAUUUGUGAGAUUUUACAAAGAUGGUUUUGUGUGAUGUGUGAAAUAAAAGAUGGUGUGAUGUGGAAAACAAAGAUGGUGUGAUGUGGAAAAUAAAAAAGACAUUCUGGAUGAUAAGAAAAAGAUUUAGAAUGGUAUUUAAUUAUGGAUUACCACUUGCAAGAGGACUUUAUGAUCCUCAAUUUGAGAAGGAAGCAUGUGGUGUUGGAUUCAUUGUUAAUAUAGAUGGAAAAGCUUCUCAUCAGCUACUACGCGAUGCCCAAACUAUUUCUGAAAGGAUGGAGCAUCGAGGAGCGUGCGCCUGUGAUAACAAUACAGGAGAUGGAGCUGGAAUUAUGACAGCAAUUCCUCAUUCAUUCUAUACAAAAAGAUUGAAAAAUGAUUCUGAUGUAAAUUUGCCAUCAUUGGGAGAAUAUGCUACAGGAAUAAUUUUUAUGGAGGAAAAUUCAUCAGAAACUUCCAAAACAUUAUUUGAAAAUUUAGCAGAAAAAUAUGGUUUGAAGGUUAUACAUUGGAGAUGUAUUGAGACCAAUGAUAAUUUAUUGGGAAAAGUAGCUCAGUCAUCUGAACCCUACAUGCAACAAGUGUUUAUAAUUGGUCCAAAAAUGAAACAAAAUGAUUUUAAAAAACAGGGAUUAUUGACUUCCACGCAAUUAUGGACAUAUUUUAAUGAUCUUAGAGAUCCAGAAUUUGAAACUUAUCUUGCAUUAGUGCAUGCUCGGUUUUCUACAAAUACUUUUCCAAGUUGGGAAAGAGCACAUCCAUUAAGAUGUCUUGCACACAAUGGUGAAAUUAAUACAUUAAGAGGUAAUAUAAAUUUGAUGCAAGCACGAGAAGGUAUAAUGAAGUCUACUGAGUUUGAAGAGGUUUUGUCAAAGCUUUAUCCUGUUGUUGAACCUGGAACGUCAGAUUCUGGUGCUUUAGAUAAUGUUUUAGAAUUUCUAACAAUUGUAGGCCAAAGAUCAAUGCCAGAGGCAGUAAUGACAAUGAUUCCAGAGGCUUGGCAAAAUGACUCAUUGAUGAAUGAAACAAAGAAAAAGUUCUAUAGAUGGAGCAGUUGUUCUAUGGAGCCUUGGGAUGGACCAGCUUUUGGUGCACAUGUUCAAAGUGAAGAUAAGCAGCUUGGUAGACUUAGACCAGGUAGAAUGUUAUUGAUAGAUACAAAAGAGAAAAUAUUUGCUCGUGAUGAAGAAGUAAAGUGUGAAAUUGCUAAAAGAUAUCCUUUGGAUGAAUGGUUACAAAAGCAAUUUACUUUGUCUGAUUUGCGAGAAUCUCAUGUUUCUACUGAUCCUGAAAGUGAAAUAUCAAACUUUGUAAUGCCAAAUCAUUGUUCCAUCUUACAAGACAGAAGACUUGUUCUUUUUGGAUAUACUAUUGAGACAAUCAACAUACUUUUAAUGCCAAUGAUAAAAAACAGGAAAGAAGCUUUAGGAUCAAUGGGAAAUGAUACUCCUCUUGCUUGUCUUUCAAUGUACCAACCUGUUAUUUAUGAUUAUUUUAAGCAACUCUUUGCACAAGUCACAAAUCCACCAAUUGAUCCUCUUAGAGAACAUAUUGUUAUGUCUUUGGCUUGUCCAGUUGGUCCUGCUUCCAAUAUUUUAGAACCUGGACCAAAGCAGUGUAAUCAACUUUGGCUGGAACAACCCAUUCUCUCAUUAAAAGAUAUAGAAAUUAUUAAAAGGACAAAAUAUAACAACUGGAAAACAAAAGUUAUUGAUAUUAUUUAUCCUGUCAAAGAUGAUCCAGUCAAAGGUCUGUUAAGUGCCCUAAACCAUAUAUGUCAAGAAGCUCUUUAUGCAGCUAAAGAUGGUUAUCAACUAAUAGUUUUGUCAGAUCGAAAAGCAAAUUAUAAUUUAGUACCAAUUAGUGCAUUAUUAGCUCUGGGAGCAGUCCAUCAUCAUCUUAUUGUUGAAAGACAGAGAAUGAAAGUAGGAUUAAUAGUGGAAACAGGUGAAGCAAGGGAAGUGCAUCACAUGUGCAUUCUUUUGGGUUAUGGAGCUGAUGCUAUUUGUCCAUAUUUAGUAUAUGAAAUUGCUGCUGGAUUAAAAAAUGAAAAUUACCUUUCAUUUUCUGAAGAAGAAAUAUUUGAAAGAUAUGCUGAAGCUGUAGGAAAAGGAAUAUUAAAAGUAAUGGCAAAAAUGGGAAUAUCAACUUUGCAGAGUUACAAAAGUGCACAAAUAUUUGAAAUUAUUGGAUUGGCAAAAGAAGUGGUUGAUAAAUGCUUUAAAAAUACACCUUCCAGACUUGGUGGUUCAACAUUUCCAAUUUUAGCAUUGGAAGCAUUAGAAAGAUAUCGUAUUGCAUUUAAUGAUCGAGAUUGUGACAACUUAGUUUUGAGAAAUCCAGGUUUUUAUCAUUGGCGAAAUGGUGGCGAGAAACACAUAAAUGAUCCUAUUAGUAUAGCUAAUUUACAAGAAGCAUCAAAAUUAAGCAGCCAAGAUGCAUAUGAUCGUUUUUCAGAAAGUACCUUGGAUGGUAUUAGAUCUUGCACAAUCAGAGGACAAUUAUGUCUCAAGUAUUCUGAUAAUCCUAUUGAUAUUUCGGAAGUGGAAGAAGCAAAAGAAAUUGUAAAAAGAUUUGUGACAGGUGCAAUGAGUUUUGGAAGUAUAUCAAUUGAAACACAUGAAACUUUGGCUAUAGCAAUGAAUCGUUUAAAAGGAAAAUCAAACACAGGUGAAGGAGGUGAAAACUCAGAUCGUUGGUUAGAUAAAGAUCCUAAUAAUAAUAGAAGAUCUGCUAUUAAAUUAAUAUAUGAUUUGAAAUGUGCCAAUCCAUCUGCUAAAAUAUCAGUAAAAUUAGUAUCUGAAGUUGGUGUUGGUGUGGUAGCAUCAGGAGUUGCAAAGGGAAAAGCAGAACAUAUUACAAUAUCUGGUCAUGAUGGAGGUACUGGUGCAAGUAGUUGGACUGGUAUUAAAGGAGCUGGAUUACCUUGGGAAAUAGGGAUUGCCGAAACUCAUCAAACACUUGUACAGAAUGAUUUAAGAUCAAGAGUCAUUUUACAAGCAGAUGGACAAAUAAGAAUAGGAUAUGAUGUUGUUAUAGCAGCUCUGUUAGGAGCAGAUGAAUUUGGAUUUUCAACUGCACCACUCAUUUCUUUAGGCUGUACAAUGAUGAGAAAAUGUCAUUUGAAUACAUGUCCCGUUGGCAUAGCAACACAGGAUCCAGAAUUACGAAAAAAGUUUGAUGGAAAACCAGAAUAUGUUGUGAAUUAUUUUUUCUUUGUAGCAGAAGAAGUUAGAAGUUAUAUGGCAAAACUUGGAAUUAGACAUUUUCAAGAUCUUAUUGGUAGAACAGAUUUAUUGGCAGCCAAUCCCGAUGAAAAUAAUUGCAAAGCAAAAUUAUUGGAUUUUUCUCCUUUAUUAUGCAAUGCCUCUAGUUUAAGAUCUGGAGUAAACAUAAUAGGUGGAAGCAUAAAUCAAGAUUUCCAAUUGGAUAAGAGACUGGACAAUGAGUUGAUUGAAAAAUCUGGAAUACUGGAAAAUCAGACUAAAAAGGUAGACAUAACAAUGAAAAUAACAAACGAAGAUCGAGCUUUUGCAUCCACUCUAAGCUAUAUGGUAGCAAAGAAAUUUGGAGAAACUGGAUUGCCCAAAAAUACUAUUAAUAUAAAACUUCAUGGCACUGCUGGUCAAAGUUUUUGUGCAUUUCUUGCUUAUGGAGUUUAUGCUGAACUUGAAGGAGAUGCCAAUGAUUAUGUUGCAAAGGGCUUAUCAGGUGGAGAGGUAAUUCUUUAUCCUCCAAAAGAUAUGCCUGCAGAUUUUAAAUCUGAAAAUAAUUUCAUUGCUGGUAAUGUCUGUCUUUAUGGUGCAACUUCUGGAAAAGCAUUCUUUCGUGGUAUAGUGGCAGAAAGAUUUUGUGUACGCAAUUCUGGAGCUAUUGCCGUUUGUGAGGGUGUUGGAGAUCAUGGUUGUGAAUAUAUGACUGGCGGUUAUGCUAUAAUAUUAGGUCUUACAGGAAGAAAUUUUGCAGCUGGUAUGUCUGGAGGAAUUGCUUAUGUCUUAGACAAAGAUGGUUGUUUUUCUCAAAGAUGCAAUAAAGAUAUGGUGGAUAUUUUUCCUGUUGAAUUAAAUGAAGAUUUGAAAUUUUUGAAAGAAAUAAUAAGUGAAUUUCAUACUAAAACUGAAUCUGAUGUUGCUGCUCGCAUUUUGAAAGAAUGGCCUGAUUCUACAAAACAAUUUUUAAAAAUUUUCCCAAAAGAAUAUCAACGAGCUUUACGUCAAUUAGAAGAAGAAAAAUCCCAACAAAAAUUAAAUAGAAAUGAUAAUACAUAUUCCAUGGUUCAUACAAAAACAAAUGACAUAGAAGAAUUAGUAUCUAACAGAAAGAAAUCAGAAGUAUUAGAUAAAGGCUUAUCAGGUGGAGAGGUAAUUCUUUAUCCUCCAAAAGAUAUGCCUGCAGAUUUUAAAUCUGAAAAUAAUUUCAUUGCUGGUAAUGUCUGUCUUUAUGGUGCAACUUCUGGAAAAGCAUUCUUUCGUGGUAUAGUGGCAGAAAGAUUUUGUGUACGCAAUUCUGGAGCUAUUGCCGUUUGUGAGGGUGUUGGAGAUCAUGGUUGUGAAUAUAUGACUGGCGGUUAUGCUAUAAUAUUAGGUCUUACAGGAAGAAAUUUUGCAGCUGGUAUGUCUGGAGGAAUUGCUUAUGUCUUAGACAAAGAUGGUUGUUUUUCUCAAAGAUGCAAUAAAGAUAUGGUGGAUAUUUUUCCUGUUGAAUUAAAUGAAGAUUUGAAAUUUUUGAAAGAAAUAAUAAGUGAAUUUCAUACUAAAACUGAAUCUGAUGUUGCUGCUCGCAUUUUGAAAGAAUGGCCUGAUUCUACAAAACAAUUUUUAAAAAUUUUCCCAAAAGAAUAUCAACGAGCUUUACGUCAAUUAGAAGAAGAAAAAUCCCAACAAAAAUUAAAUAGAAAUGAUAAUACAUAUUCCAUGGUUCAUACAAAAACAAAUGACAUAGAAGAAUUAGUAUCUAACAGAAAGAAAUCAGAAGUAUUAGAUAAAGUUCGGUGUAUGGAGUGUGGUGUUCCAUUUUGUCAAUCAUCAUAUGGAUGUCCUCUUGGAAAUAUUAUUCCAAAAUGGAAUGAUCUAGUAUUUCAAGAUGAUUGGCAUGAAGCUUUAUUGCAGUUAUUACAAACAAACAAUUUUCCAGAAUUUACAGGAAGAGUGUGUCCAGCCCCUUGUGAAGCUGCAUGUUGUUUGGGUAUUAAUGAGCCUGCUGUCACAAUUAAGAACAUAGAAUGUGCGAUUAUUGAUCAUGCCUUUGAACAGGGAUGGAUGAAACCAAAUACACCGAAAUUCCGGACAGGUAAAAAAAUAGCAGUUGUUGGAAGUGGACCUGCAGGAUUAGCUGCAGCUGCUCAGUUGAAUAAGGCUGGGCAUACAGUAACUGUUUAUGAACGAAAUGAUAAAAUAGGUGGUUUAUUACGAUAUGGAAUCCCAUCAAUGAAGUUAAGCAAAAAGGUUGUACAAAGAAGAAUUGAUUUAAUGGCUAAUGAAGGUGUAAUAUUUCAUACAGAAGUUGAUGUGGGAAAAGACAUUAAAAUAUCUAAUUUAUUAUAUGAAAAAGAUGCAAUACUUCUUACAAUUGGAUCUACAUGGCCACGUGAUUUACCUAUACCAGGUCGUCAUUUAGAAGGUAUUCACUUUGCAAUGAGUUAUUUAGAAAUGUCACAGAAACAACAAUAUCUGGAAGAUGAAGAUUUAUUACUCCAUGCAAAAGGUAAAGAUGUCAUUGUAAUUGGAGGAGGAGAUACUGGUGUUGAUUGUAUGGCUACAUCUUUACGUCAGGGUGCCAGAAGUGUAGUAUCUUUUGAAAUAUUAUCAUGUCCUCCAUCUUCAAGAUCAUUUACUAACGUCUGGCCACAAUGGCCUCGUAUAAUGAGACUAGAAUAUGGUCAAGAAGAAGUUCAGAUGAAAUACAGAGAAGAUCCUAGACAUUUUAGUAUAUUAAGCAAGGAAUUUUUAGAUGAUGGCCAGGGGCAUGUUGCUGGAAUUAAAACUGUCAGUAUAAAAUGGCAGAAAGAUGCCACAGGUCGAUGGUUCAUGAAUGAAAUUCCAAAAACUACUCGUGUAUUUAAAGCCGACUUAGUUUUAUUAGCACUUGGUUUUAUGGGCCCUGAGAAAUAUUUAUUGGAAGAAAUAGGUCUUGAUCAGGAUAUUAGGGCAAAUAUCUGUACUGAAGAUGGUAAAUAUCGAACUUCUGUACCAACUGUUUAUGCUGCUGGAGACUGUCGUAGAGGUCAGUCAUUAGUUGUCACUGCUAUAGCAGAAGGACGUCAAGCUGCUAGAGAAAUUGACCAUGAUUUAAUGGGAUAUUCUUCUUUAGCCGGAGAUGGGGGAGUCAUUCCUUUCUCACGUCAAAAAACUACAGAUGGAAAAGAUAAAUAUUAAGAUUUUGAUAAAUGUUUGUUAAAAAAAGUUGCUAAUAUAUUUUCAAUAAAAUGAUUAACUUAUA